Cynara cardunculus var. scolymus (artichoke) is the source of this 688-nucleotide messenger RNA. RefSeq names its product glycine-rich protein 5-like. The transcript has a single exon. The coding region runs from base 48 to 500 and encodes 150 amino acids. The record is from RefSeq and is a predicted model, not a curated record. NCBI's taxonomy places the organism in Eukaryota, Viridiplantae, Streptophyta, Magnoliopsida, Asterales, Asteraceae.
CUUCUAGUCUUUUAGAGGGUAGAAUCCAAAGAAAAAAGGUGAAAAAUAUGACAAGGUUGUGUCUCAUGUUACUUGUAGUUUUAGCUGUAGCGGUCUUCACCGCUACUGCUAGAGAUGUUCCUAAACAAAACCCAGAUACAGUUGGUCUUACUGACCAGAAAAAUGUUUAUACUUUUGGUGGAACGGGUGGGUUUAAUGGUAUCGGGAACAAUGGUUUGCCCAUGGGCGGGAUGGGAACUGGGGUUGGUGUAGGUGGUGAUUUUGGUGGUGCGCAUGGAGUCGGAGGUGUGGGUGGUGGAUUUCAGUAUGGUGGACCUGGUGGCCCUGCUGGUGGUAUUGGAACUUUUGGAGGACUUGGUAACGGAUUUGGUGGCUUACCAACCCUCGGUGGUGGCGGACUUGGCGGUGGUGGUCCGAUUGGUGGUGGCGGAUUUGGUGGGAUACCUAUUGGCGGUGUUCCUAUUGGUGGUGGCGCUGGUGGUAUCCUUCCUACUCCCUGAAGCUUGAUCUUGAGUUCAUUAAUUAAGUAGCUAGCUACUUUUAUCAGUUCUGAAGUUAGCUUAGUUUGUGCGAGAUGGUAUGUUUUAUUUGUUUGUAUCGUUAGCAACUCUUCAUUUUCAUAUGAUCUCUGUCGUUUUUUCACGUUGUAUUUUCAUAAUAUUUAUAAAUCUAUUUAUAUUCAGUUUCA